Messenger RNA from Columba livia (rock pigeon), 2990 nucleotides. RefSeq names its product lon peptidase 1, mitochondrial (gene LONP1). Gene Ontology annotation, biological process: protein quality control for misfolded or incompletely synthesized proteins; protein catabolic process; mitochondrion organization. NCBI's taxonomy places the organism in Eukaryota, Metazoa, Chordata, Aves, Columbiformes, Columbidae. The record is from RefSeq and is a predicted model, not a curated record. The transcript has 18 exons. Gene Ontology annotation, molecular function: single-stranded DNA binding; ATP hydrolysis activity; ATP binding. Bases 30 to 2834 code for a protein of 934 amino acids. Gene Ontology annotation, cellular component: mitochondrial matrix.
GGAAGUGUCGCAGGGCGCGCGCCGGCAGCAUGGCGGCCGCCCGCUGCUUGCGGCUGUGCGGGCGCUGGCGGCCGGUGCUGCUGGGGCCCCCGCGGCGCCGCUUCUUGGCGGCCGCUUCCUCCGCGCUGCCCCCGGCCCCCCCGGGCCCCGCGCCGUCCGUCCGAGUCGCCUUCAGCACGGGCCCGCCGUGGCAGCAGCGGAGCGCCGGGGGCCUGGCGGGGGGCGACGCGCUGGAGGGCGGCGGCGGCGGCGAGGACGGGAGCGGCGGCAGUGGGGAGGAGGGCGGCGGGGCCGGGCCCGUCAUGACGGCGCUGACGCCGCUGCUCGUCCCAGAGCAUUUCCCCAACGUGCCGCUCAUCGCCGUGACCCGCAACCCCGUGUUCCCGCGAUUCAUCAAGAUCAUCGAGGUGAAAAAUAAGAAGCUGGUUGAGCUGCUGAGGAGGAAAGUUCGUCUUGCCCAGCCCUAUGCUGGUGUUUUUCUGAAAAAGGAUGACAACAAUGAAUCGGACGUGGUAGAGGAUCUGAACGAAAUCUACCAAAUAGGAACUUUUGUGCAGAUUCACGAAAUGCAGGACCUUGGAGACAAGUUGCGCAUGAUCGUCAUGGGACACCGAAGGAUCCGUAUAAACAAGCAGCUGGAAGUUGAGCCUGAGGAGCCCGAGAACAAGCAGAAGGUUCGAAGGAAACAGAAACGCUCCAAGAAAGAGGCUGAGGAGGAGCCUGGAGCAAAGGACCAAGCUGUGGAAGUGGUGCUGGAUCCUGUCGCCGCGGCCGCGCAGGAGGUUCUCAUGGUGGAAGUCGAGAACGUGGUUCAUGAAGAUUUUCAGAUCACAGAAGAGGUUAAAGCUCUUACUGCAGAAAUUGUCAAAACAAUCCGGGACAUCAUUGCCUUGAACCCCUUGUACAGAGAGUCUGUGCUCCAGAUGAUGCAGGCUGGCCAGCGCGUGGUCGAUAACCCCAUCUACCUGAGCGACAUGGGGGCAGCGCUGACAGGGGCAGAGUCACAAGAGCUUCAAGACAUCUUGGAAGAAACCAGUAUUCCCAAACGGCUUUACAAAGCCCUUUCCCUCCUAAAGAAGGAAUAUGAGCUGAGCAAACUUCAGCAGCGCCUUGGAAGGGAGGUUGAGGAGAAGAUCAAGCAAACACACCGCAAAUAUCUUCUCCAAGAGCAACUGAAGAUCAUAAAGAAAGAGUUAGGACUGGAAAAAGAAGACAAGGAUGCUAUAGAAGAGAAAUUCCGGGAGCGACUGAAGGAGCUGGUAGUGCCGAAACACGUCAUGGAUGUGAUUGACGAGGAGCUGAACAAGUUGAGCUUGCUGGACAAUCACUCCUCAGAGUUCAAUGUUACACGGAACUACUUGGACUGGCUGACGUCCAUCCCGUGGGGCAAGUGCAGCGAGGAGAACCUGGAGCUGACCAGAGCCCGAGCAGUUCUGGAGGAGGAUCAUUAUGGGAUGGAUGACGUCAAGAAGCGAAUUCUGGAGUUCAUCGCGGUCAGCCAGCUGCGGGGAUCCACCCAGGGCAAGAUCCUGUGUUUCUAUGGCCCCCCCGGGGUUGGCAAAACCAGCAUUGCCCGCUCCAUCGCCAGAGCCUUAAACAGAGAGUAUUUCCGCUUCAGCGUCGGAGGGAUGACCGACGUAGCAGAAAUAAAAGGACACAGGAGGACGUAUGUCGGAGCAAUGCCAGGAAAGAUCAUCCAGUGCCUGAAGAAAACCAAGACAGAGAAUCCACUUAUUCUGAUCGAUGAGGUGGAUAAAAUAGGAAGAGGAUAUCAAGGGGAUCCAUCCUCAGCCCUUCUGGAGCUGUUGGACCCAGAGCAGAACUCCAACUUCUUGGAUCAUUACCUCGAUGUUCCUGUGGAUUUAUCAAAGGUACUAUUUAUUUGUACUGCCAACGUAACAGAAACCAUUCCAGAGCCGCUGCGGGACAGAAUGGAGGUGAUCAAUGUGUCGGGAUAUGUAGCAGAAGAGAAACUGGCCAUUGCAGAGAGGUACUUGGUCCCUCAAGCACGAGUUCUGUGUGGUUUGGAUGAAAACAAGGCCAGAAUCACCUCGGAUGUCCUGAGGGUUCUGAUCAAGCAGUACUGCCGGGAGAGCGGCGUGAGGAACCUGCAGAAGCAGGUGGAGAAGGUGCUGAGGAAAUCCGCUUAUAAAAUCGUGAGUGGAGAAGCAGAGAUGGUGCAGGUGACGCCUGAAAACCUGCAGGACUUUGUGGGGAAGCCCAUCUUCACCGUGGAUCGCAUGUACGAAACCACCCCCCCGGGAGUGGUGAUGGGUCUGGCCUGGACAGCCAUGGGAGGUUCCACCCUGUUUGUUGAAACCUCCCUGAGGCGACCCAAAGACAAGGAGAGCAAAGACGGGUCCCUGGAGGUGACCGGGCAGCUGGGAGACGUCAUGAAGGAGAGCGCCAGGAUAGCCUACACGUUCGCAAGAGCCUUUCUGAUGCACAAGGACCCCAGCAACGACUUCCUGGUGUCUUCCCACAUCCACUUGCAUGUGCCAGAGGGAGCGACACCCAAGGACGGACCAAGCGCGGGCUGUACCAUCGUAACCGCUCUGCUGUCGCUGGCCAUGAACUGCCCGGUGAGGCAGAACGUGGCCAUGACUGGAGAGGUGUCGUUAACUGGAAAAAUCCUUCCCGUGGGUGGAAUCAAGGAGAAGACCAUUGCGGCGAAGAGGGCGGGCGUCACCUGCAUCAUCCUGCCAUCAGAGAACAAGAAGGAUUACUACGACCUCGCUGGGUUCAUUACAGAAGGACUAGAAGUGCAUUUUGUUGAGCACUACAAAGAGGUGUUUGAAAUAGCGUUUCCAACGCUGGAUUCCGCAGGGGGGUGACGGUCAACAACCCGAAGGCUGGAAGCCAGUCUGUCCCUUAGCGGGGUGACUUGGGGACAACCCUGAAGCGGGACGUGGAGCUCUUGCUGCUGCGCAGCUGCUGAAAUGAACUAUGGCUUUGGUAGAAUAAAGUAUCUCUCACUGUUUAAUAUUGAA